Messenger RNA from Mercenaria mercenaria, 5433 nucleotides. Its product is annotated as glycosylated lysosomal membrane protein B-like. The record is from RefSeq and is a predicted model, not a curated record. Bases 78 to 1328 code for a protein of 416 amino acids. NCBI's taxonomy places the organism in Eukaryota, Metazoa, Mollusca, Bivalvia, Venerida, Veneridae. The transcript has 7 exons. Gene Ontology annotation, cellular component: lysosome.
UUUAUCAAAAGAUAUGAAACUAUUCACAGCACAAAAAUCACGUGAAGACAAGUCAUGUGAUUACAGAAAGAUACAAAAUGUCUGCUGCCAUGAAACUGUGUUUUGUUCUUAUUUUGCUGUUUAUUUGUUACGUUUUUGCAGACAGAAAGGUAUCUACUGAUACCCAGCACAGCUGUUUGACCAACACGUCUAUAUGUGGUAGUUUAGCUCAUGUAACAGCUGUAGGGGUCAAUGAUGUUCUUCAUUAUGUUGUCACUACCAUAGGUGUACCCUCUGUGUUUGUUGCAUACACAUCUCCAAAUGUCAAACUGACUGUUGACUGGGAACGGCUUCUCUCAGACAAUCAUACAGAAAAGGCCAACUCUGUCAUGCUAAAACCAAAAGCUGGUGUUCAUUAUACAUACACACUUCUCUUCACAAAGUUGAUCGAUUACAAUGACACGAAAGAUAAAGCUGACAUGUCCACCUACGAUCAAUCAUCAACAGAAUGGAACGUUUAUGAUCUGAGCACGUUUACCUGGGAUAACAUAUCUGCUGUAUCAGAUAUAAAAGGGAACUCUAUCAAGAUGCAAGCAUCCAGUCAGUAUCCGUCAGACCUUUGGCAAUACAAUGGAACCUUCUCAAUACAGUUAAGUGCAUAUAGCAGUUCUGGUCGGGAAUCACAGUUACCUCAUCUUGAAUACUCAGAGAACAUCACGCAGUUUGAUCUAAAUAUAGAUCACGUAUGGACAAACUUAUCCAUGUCACGAUUUGGUAUUGAGAUGGUUAUGCUAGGUGGCGGGAAAGAUGAGAUGAAAGUGGAUGAGACACGAUCCAUCGAUGAUGAGUAUACCCCUGGCGUCUUUACAAUAUUUAAUUGGCUAACACGAGGUGGGGACACAGGAUUCUUACAGUGGAAACCUGUCUGCUACCAGUCAUUGGAAAGGUCACGCAGUGAGGCUACUGGAAUGAAGCAUUAUGGGAUACAGGCACUAACAGACGAAAAUAAAAAUAUUCUUAGGGACACAUUGGCAUAUGGUUACUAUGGAGAAAAUUUUACAACUCAAAUGAGCCAAGCUGCCAACUUAUCAUUUGGUUUGUCAAAAGAUGGAGGGUAUAAUAAAACUCAAGUUUUAACUUGGUCUGGAUCUGUAGGGUAUGGUACACCACCAAUGGAUACCGUAUCUAUGUUAGUCAUCAUCAUUAUCUCCGCCGGGCUUGGUCUACCAGCGGUUAUCAUCAUUUUUGGCGGGAUUUUUACGUGUAUCAAGAAAAGGAACGCAAAACCAGAUAAACAGCUCAAGGAUAUACAGAGUAGUGGAUACCAACGAAUUGCCAGUGAUGAAUGAAUAUGAACAAAUAUAUAGGCUGUUGACAAAAAAUAAAUGUAUAAUCAAAAAAGCAUCUGUUUUGAAAAGUUUAAGGUGUCAUAUGGCAUAAUGUAAAAUGUGUCUUUUCCAAGCAGAACGUAAAAAUCUGAUUGGAUAAUAAAAUUUUUAAUUUACAAGUAUUGGAGUAUUGUCAACAGAAAUCUACAGUAUAUGAUUUGACACAUGAUUUUGAUACUUGAUUUAUGACAGGGGCGGGCCAUCUAUGGACAGUCGUGAAUUUAUUAAGCAAUAACUACCGUAAUUAAAGUGCAAAAUGCAUUACAAAGUAUUUUGUCUUGGCCAGGGAACUGUGUUAGGAAUUUGGAUAUUUUUGAAAUAAUAAUAAGCAAUUACGUCACAUUAUUUUAUACAUAUUCUUUAUAACAUAUUACCAAUUUUAAAAUUUAAUGUAUGAAUAUAUAAUGCGCAAAUUGCACCCCAAAAAAUGUACAUGAUAUUUCAAAAUUUAAAACUCACAGAAACCCAUGGAUUUAGAAUAUCAUGUGUUAAGUAUGUAUAUUUAUUUUGCACUUUUGAAUCAGAAUAUGUGCAGACAUGUGCAUGAAAAGAGUGCUUUAUAAAUGCAAUAUAAUAACAUAAUAAUAAUAGAGAAAUGAGCCGUGCCAUGAGAAAAUCAACAUAGUGGGUUUGCGACCAGCAUGGAUCCAGACCAGCCUGCGCAUCCGCGCAGUCUGGUCAGGAUCCAUGCUGUUUGCUAAUAGUUUCUCCAAUUCCAAUAGGCCUUAAAAGCGAACAGCAUGGAGCCUGACCAGACUGCGCGGAUGCGCAGGCUGGUCUGGAUCCAUGCUGGUCGCAUACCCACUAUGUUGGUUUUCUCAUGGCACGGCUCAAAUGUAAAUAUUGUCUUCUGAAGUUAACAUAAAAGGAGAUUAUUGCUAAAUCAUUGAAUCAGUUAUGCCAGGUUAUUGUGAAAGAUUUUGAACCCGAAGUAUUAGCUGUAGUAGAUAUAUAUGAAAUGCAAGCCAUAAUGUCUGUGAUAUUAAUUGAAAUAUGAAAGAUCUGAAAUCUUUCAGGUUCUGUGAAAUCUCUUCAUUUCAUGGUGAUUUAAAAUCAUGGAUUUUGACCUUUAAAUGUAAAAUGAAUGGGAGUUUUACUGCUCCAUUAGGAUUAAAUUUGUUAGGAUUAAAUUUUCAUAGAUUGACUCAGUUACAGAAUCCAUGAAAAUUAGUUCCCAAUGAAAUAUGAGGAUUUUACAGUAAUGUUUCACACUUUUACUAUGCCUUAAAUGUGAAUAUUUUCAUAUUAAAAAAAUGGGGGUCUUGUAUAAUGGCAUUGCUUGAUUGCACCUCAAAGCAGAAGCUAAUCUAUGUUGAGUGUUCAUAAGAUAGUGCUUUGAACUUUCUUAAUUUCAACUGUAUUUUAUUAAAUUUUGUCCAUUCAAAUACUGGUGUAAAAUAUUUGUCCAGUGCCAAACACCAUAUUAACUCACCUAUAAGACUAUGUUUUUCUUCUUAAAUAUGAGACCUUAUGUGGUGCUUCAUCUAAUAAAUGUGUCAAUUUAUAAGAGUCUGACUUUGAAGUUAUUAAUGGAACCUGUUUUAUAGAAGUAACUUCCUAUAGACAGGUAAAUAUGGUAUGUUGAAAAUGUUCUCAACUCAGAAUUGGGAAAAGCUGUAUUUUAGACUUAACCAUAACCCUGCUAAAUUUCUACAAUGAACUUGUCUAUCUUUCAAUUUGGACAGAUGUGCAGUCUGAUCUCGGUCUGCACUGGUCGCAAAGGCAGAAUCACUUGCCACCAGCAGGCUAAGGAUUCCUUCUAAGCUUGACUUUUCGAAGAAAAAGUAGAGCUAUUGCACUCGCGUCGGUGUCGGCGUUGGCGUCGGCAUCGCCGUUGGUUGAAGUUUUUGAUAAAGUCAAAUAUCUCUGUUACUAUCAAAGCUGUUGACUUGAAACUUUAAAUAGUCAUUUACUAUCGAAGUCUCCACCAGGAGAAACAAUCCCCAUAACUCUGAUUUUAAUUUUGACAGAAUUAUGCCCCUUUUUAACUUAGAAUUUUUGGUUAAAGUUUUUGAUAAAGUCAAAUAUCUCUGUUACUAUCUAAGCUAUUGACUUGAAACUUAAAAUACUUAUUUACCAUCAAAGUCUACACCAGGAGAAACAAUCUCCAUAACUCUGUUUUGAAUUUUGACAGAAUUAUGCCCCUUUUUAACUUAGAAUUUUUUGUUAAAAUUUUUGAUAAAGUCAAAUAUCUCUGUUACUAUUAAAGCUUUUGACUUGAAACUCAAAAUAGUUAUUUACUAUCAAAGUCUACACCAGGAGACACAAUUCCCAUAACUCUGAUUUGAAUUUUGACAGAAUUAUGCCCCUUUUUAACUUAGAAUUUUUGGUUAAAGUUUUUGAUAAAGUCAAUUAUCUCUGUUUCUAUCAAAGCUUUUGAUUUGAAACUUAAAAUAUUUAUUUUCCAUCAAAGUCUACACCAGGAGACACAAUUCCCAUAACUCUGAUUUUUUAAUUUUGACAGAGUUAUGCCCCUUUUUAACUUAGAAUUUUUGGUUAAAGUUUUUGAUAAAGUCAAUUAUCUCUGUUACUAUCAAAGCUUUUGACUUGAAACUCAAAAUAUUUAUUUACUAUCAAAGUCUACACCAGGAGACACAAUUCCCAUAACUCUGAUUUGAAUUUUGACAGAGUUAUGUCCCUUUUUAACUUGGAUUUUUUUUAACUGGCAAAGCUCUAAUUCAGAGUCAAGCACUGAGAAAAGUCGAGCGCACUGUCUUACGGACAGCUCUUGUUUGUAAAUAAAAUCGCUGUAUGACCUACAAUUGUGUUGGUGUGACGUUAAACCCAACAAACUUAUUUUGUAAAUAAGAUUUAUGAACAUUCUUUUAGUUAAAUAUGUGAGGAUGAGAUCAUUAAUUUUGUAGCUUCGAAAUAAAAGUAGUGUUCUAGACAAUAUUCAUAAAAUCAUCCAUGCAGUCAGUUUGCAGAAAAGCUCUUAAAAAAACACAACAGAAAUAUGAUACAAAAUAGAAUGAAAUAUAGCUGACCCUUACAUCGUACUCAUAAAAUAAUUUUAUCAACUUUAAUAGUAUUAAUCCAUGAUUAUCAAUACUUAUUACAUGACUCCUAAUAAUUAGCAAUAUAAGUCACUGUUUCAUAGUUGGUUCAUAGUUUGUGUUAUUGACCAGUCUGUGGUUCAACACUUACAGUUUUGUUGGGUUAAAGACAAAACCUGAAGAAAACAAAAUUUAUAUGAAUUUUUAUUUUCUGAUGUGAUGAAAUAAAACACUUAUUGAAUGACUUGUCAAUCUUUAGUCAAAACUAUUGACCUUUGGUCCUUUAAGGGCAUUAGACUUUUUUGACUAUUGACCAGCAAGCCUUUGAAUAAGUAUAUAUCAUUAUGUGGCGGUCCAUAGUUUGUGCUCUAUGACACAUACUUACUGGGCUCAUAAGUAAAAAAAAAAAAAAAUAUUUAUAUCAUAUAAUUAAAACAUAUAGAAUGGCUUGCAUGUCAAUAGUCAAAACUAUUAGCUCUCAGCCAAUCAGACCUGUGGCAAUUGUUUUACAACUGACCUGAGAGCCAUUUAUAAGUGUAUAUUAUAUUAUAAUGCUUUUAGUUCUGAAAAACUAAGAAUUAUUUAUGUGUACCUGGAGGUCUCCUUGCUUAGGCAUGCUAUGAAUUAACUUUUUACAUGUAUACAACACUUGUGGCAUAAUAUGUGAAGUGUAGAAAUGGGUACAUAGGAUUUAUGUAAGAGAAUGGAUCCCAGUUUUGGAACUUUCAGAAGGUGAAAGGCCAAUUUGAGCACAAAACAGUGAAAAUAUCUAGACUUGCUGUAAUUCUUAACAGAUUCUUGCAACUGUUACUGUAAUUUUCAUGCUUUAUGUGAUAUUUGUUAAUCAAUUAGACAUCAAUGUAGGAACCCUCUUGCCCAUGUGGUUAAGGUUGCCGACUUUGAAUUACUUGGGUUCAAAACCUUGUUUGGAGUAUAGAAUUCUUCAUAUUAGGAACUAUCUGGCUAGCUUCCAUAAGGCAGGCCUGAUUUACUGUCAGAAGCUAGAAUUCUCAAUAUAACUUGAAUUAUGUCAGUGUGACAAUAAACCAAACAAAAUAAAUAAAUAAAUA